Rotaria sp. Silwood2 is the source of this 300-nucleotide messenger RNA. The record is from the annotation of a GenBank genome assembly. Lineage: Eukaryota; Metazoa; Rotifera; Eurotatoria; Philodinida; Philodinidae.
AUGGUUCAUUUAUAUAUCUAUCUGAUUUAUUUCCAUCAAUCAAAUUUAUAUAAUUUAUGUGAUAAAUAUUUUCGUACAUGGUUUGAUGAAGAUGAUUUAAUCAUAUCAUUAAUAAGUUAUAAUUUAUGUAAAUCUGGUAUAUUACUUGGACAAACAACAGCAGAAUAUAAUGAAUUAUAUAUACGUUUAAUUGAACACAAUUUUAAAUUAACUAAAAUUCAUGCAUAUGCAUCAUGUUUAUUUUUACUUGAAAGUCAUCAAGUUGAUUUAAAUAAAUUAUAUAAUACAAGAAUUAAAUAA